Molecule: messenger RNA, 2020 nt
Organism: Vicia villosa (hairy vetch)
Lineage: Eukaryota; Viridiplantae; Streptophyta; Magnoliopsida; Fabales; Fabaceae
Product: 3-ketoacyl-CoA synthase 6
Exons: 1
Coding region: 86-1576 (496 amino acids)
Biological process (GO): fatty acid biosynthetic process
Cellular component (GO): membrane
Molecular function (GO): acyltransferase activity, transferring groups other than amino-acyl groups
Source: RefSeq, a predicted model, not a curated record
CUCUUCCAUCCUACUUUCCUAUCAAACCAUCUUCUUCUUCUUCUUCUUGUUCUCAAUCACUUAAAAAAAAAAAGCACUUUUAAACAUGCCUCCAAUCUUGCCUGAUUUUUCUAGCUCAGUUAAGCUCAAAUAUGUCAAACUUGGUUACCAAUAUCUUGUUAAUCAUAUCAUCACUCUCACUCUUAUUCCCAUCAUGAUUGGUGUCUCCAUUGAAAUUAUUCGUUUAGGUCCAAAUGAACUCCUAAACCUUUGGAAUUCACUUCACUUUAACCUCGUCCAAAUCCUUUGUUCUUCUUUCCUUGUCAUCUUUAUAUCCACUGUUUAUUUCAUGUCCAAACCUCGUACAAUCUACCUUGUCGACUAUGCUUGUUUCAAACCACCCGUCACAUGUCGUGUUCCUUUUGCUACUUUCAUGGAACAUUCAAGACUCAUCCUUAAAAACAAUCCGAAAAGCGUCGAGUUUCAAAUGAGGAUUCUCGAACGGUCCGGUCUUGGCGAAGAAACUUGCUUACCGCCUUCCAUUCAUUACAUUCCGCCGAAACCAACCAUGGAAUCUGCAAGAGGUGAAGCUGAGCUUGUUAUUUUCUCAGCCAUGGAUUCUUUGUUCGAGAAAACCGGGCUUAAACCGAAAGAUAUCGACAUACUCAUCGUAAAUUGUAGUCUUUUUUCGCCAACACCGUCAUUGUCUGCUAUGGUGAUCAACAAAUACAAACUAAGAAGUAAUAUCAAGAGCUUCAAUCUUUCUGGAAUGGGUUGUAGUGCUGGACUCAUUUCGAUUGAUUUGGCUCGCGAUCUUCUUCAAGUUCAUCCGAAUUCUAACGCGGUCGUCGUUAGCACGGAGAUUAUAACACCGAACUAUUACCAAGGAAAGGAAAGAGCCAUGCUUUUGCCAAACUGUUUGUUUAGAAUGGGCGGCGCUGCGAUUCUGGUAUCGAACCGAUCUUCUGAGAAACGAAGAGCUAAAUACAGAUUAGUCCAUGUUGUAAGAACACAUAAAGGAGGUGAUGAUAAAGCGUUUAAAUGUGUGUUUGAAGAAGAAGACAGAGAGGGUAAAGUCGGAAUUUCACUUCAGAAAGAUCUCAUGGCAAUUGCAGGUGAAGCUCUAAAAUCAAAUAUAACAACAAUGGGUCCUCUUGUGUUACCCGCUUCAGAACAGUUACUCUUUCUUGUAUCGCUCAUUGGUAGAAAAAUCUUCAACCCUAAAUGGAAGCCCUACAUACCGGAUUUCAAGCAAGCUUUCGAGCAUUUCUGUAUUCACGCCGGUGGCCGUGCUGUGAUCGAUGAACUACAGAAGAAUCUUCAACUGUCAACGGAACACGUGGAGGCGUCGAGGAUGACACUACAUAGAUUCGGUAACACAUCGUCUUCCUCGCUGUGGUAUGAGCUUAACUACAUUGAAUCGAAGGGAAGGAUGAAGAAAGGAGAUAGGGUUUGGCAGAUAGCAUUUGGCAGCGGAUUUAAAUGUAACAGUGCGGUUUGGAAAUGUAACAGAAGUAUUAAAACACCGGUUGACGGACCUUGGACAGAAUGCAUUGAUCGUUAUCCUGUUCAUAUUCCCGAGAUUGUUAAACUCUAGUUUAAUCAAUUUCGAGAAUAGGAAUUUGAUUGAACUCUGAAUAAUUCUUCUUCGCAAUUUCGCAGUUACUAUUUGAUGCCAUUUGCCUCUUCUUUAGUUGUUGAAGUGAUAUGUGAUCAGAGUCAUUUGGUUGGUUGUUUCUGUUCCACUUUUUAUUUUUUUUUAUAUGAUGAUAUUUGUAAUUUUUAUUUAUUUUCUAAACAGUUAUUACUGCAUGAUAGGCUUUUUAUGUGAAUUUGCAUAGAAAUUACUAUUGGGGAGUUCUGUGUAUAUUCAUCAAUAUUGUGCAAAAAUCAUGUAAGUGAAAUACAACUCUAAGUUCUAGUAGUACUUUAUGUAUGCUUGUAAUUUUAGGACUCAAAUGUAUGAAAUGAUGUGAUGUUAGAAAGAAAAGUUUAGGGGGCUGUUUUUAUUUGAGAAAAAUAUUUCCUGUUUUCAAUUUUA